Messenger RNA from Vigna radiata var. radiata (mung bean), 345 nucleotides. RefSeq names its product probable E3 ubiquitin-protein ligase ATL45. NCBI's taxonomy places the organism in Eukaryota, Viridiplantae, Streptophyta, Magnoliopsida, Fabales, Fabaceae. Gene Ontology annotation, molecular function: ubiquitin protein ligase activity. The record is from RefSeq and is a predicted model, not a curated record. The transcript is spliced from 3 exons. The coding region runs from base 56 to 316 and encodes 86 amino acids.
AAUCUUUGAGAUAGAGAACCCUGAACCAUCUACAGGACUAAGUCUCCAAACGAUCAUGCAGCACAUGGAGCGUGAGAUUUUGGUGGAUGUUGAUGGAGAUGGCUCGCUAGAGCAUCCACAAAGAUGCACCAUCUGUUUGGAAGACUUUGACAAGGGAUCGGAAAUCGGGAAGAUGCAGUUAUGUGAUCACAAGUUUCACUUUGAUUGCAUCAAACAGUGGCUCCUGCAGAAGAACCUUUGCCCCGUGUGCAGAAGAGUUGCAUUGCAAAGGCAUCUGACCAGCCCAAAUGUAGAAUAUGGUUAUUUCUUUCUUUAAUGGUGUGUUCGGAACAUAUGAAUUGAAAU